Eutrema salsugineum is the source of this 1007-nucleotide messenger RNA. Its product is annotated as CASP-like protein 5B1. The coding region runs from base 488 to 943 and encodes 151 amino acids. The record is from RefSeq and is a predicted model, not a curated record. Lineage: Eukaryota; Viridiplantae; Streptophyta; Magnoliopsida; Brassicales; Brassicaceae. Gene Ontology annotation, cellular component: membrane. The transcript has 3 exons.
GAUGUCACUGUGCAGACACGUGCCAAAAGGCAAAAGAGAAAACAAUAGCUCUCGUGCGUCAGAAUUGCGUCACUUUCCGUCACUGUUUCUUCAAUUUCGUUGGCUUGAAGUUUAGGGGAACAUAAUUGUUCCUCCAAAAACAGAAACAAUUAUGGUAGAUACAUCUUUUAAUAAUCAAAGCUCAAAAAGUUGUCUUUUUUUUUAGUGUUGGUUUUCUGGUGGAUAGGCUCAUAAUUGAUUGACCCACAAUUUGGUUUCCUUAGGGUUUAUGAUCUUAAGUGAAAAUUUCUUGAAGUAUAGUGAGAGAUUUCGGAAUCUGAGGUUUUGGGUAUGUGAAUUUCUCAGAUAAGAUGUUGAGUUUAGGGUUUCUUAUAUCGAUUUUGUGGCAAGUAGCGAUUUUUUCUUAGCAGGGAUUUUGGUGAGGAGCAGAGAUUGAAAGUCUAGAUUUUUUAUUAUAUUCUUCUAGUUUCUGAUUUGCUCGUGGUCGAUGAAGAAGAUGAUCGGGAGUCCUGGAACGAUGAGUGGAUUGAUAUUGAGAAUAGGGCAAUGUGCAACCGCUGCUGCUUCGAUCGGUGUUAUGGUUUCUGCUCCGGGCUUCUCUAGUUACACUGCUUUCUGCUUCUUAGUUGCAUCUAUGGGUCUUCAAUUGAUUUGGAGCUUUGGACUUGCGUGUCUCGAUGUAUAUGCGAUAAGGCGGAAAAGUGAUCUACAAACCCCCAUCUUAUUGAGCCUAUUCACUGUUGGUGAUUGGGUCACUGCACUUCUCUCUCUUGCAGCCGCGUGUUCAUCUGCAGGAGUUACGGUUUUAUUCACAAAAGACACUGAAUUUUGCAGGCAGACCUCUCUCUCUUGUGAUAGGUUUCAGAUUUCGGUCGGUUUAGCUUUCUUCAACUGGGUUUUGGCUGCUAUAUCUUCUCAUGCGAUGUUUUGGAUCUUGACAUGACAUUUCAGCAAACCCAUCUCCUUGAUUUUACAAAAAUCCAUUUCUGCAAAUCGUUUCUCUAAUU